CCGGGCAAGAGCUCCCAAAACACGGAACUUAUAUAGACAGUACGUGACGGAACUAACAUUACAGGUUGCCAUGGAUAAUUUGCAUGACGAGGACUUGCCUUGUCUGGGCAGGGAGGCUGUAGAAGGCUUUGCGGUGGAGAAUGAGUCACACUUGGCCGCAUUGGCGGCAGACCAGUCUCAGGCCGGGUACUGGCAUGCCUGGGGUCAUUUUUGGCACUGGCUACGGGGAGACGCCAGGAGGGAGGGUCCAUGCGCUUCGGAACCACAAGGAGGAGGGGAGAUAGGGGGGGAGGAAGGAGAGGAGGAAGAAGGAAGGAAAGGCCAAUGGGCAGGAGGUACUGCGGCAGAGGAGAAUAAGCGCGAUGACAUGGGAGGAAAGGUUGAUGAAGAGAAGAGAAUGGAUACGGAUACGGCCUUGGAUAUGAAGGUGGAGGAGGGCACGGAUAAGGAAGCGAAGGAGGAGCAAAAAGGACGAGAGAGGGAGGCAGGACCAGGCACGCCUCAAAAGCCCUGUACACCUCUACCUUCUUCCCCCUCUUCUUCCUCCACCUGCUCCUCCCGCACGGCGUCUCCGUUCUCCUACAAUCAUUCGUCCUCGACGACCCCUCACCACCUUGCCCCCCUUCCUCUCUUCACCGACCGUCUUGCUCACUCGGAGAGGCAGCCCUCUCCCUCGCCCUUCCGCAUGGGUGAAUUCGAAGGAGAGAGGAAGGAGGGUAGGCCUUGGCUUGAAACGAGAAGGAAAAGAGGCGGAAUGGCGGGAAGGAUAUCUGGCGAGGAGGAGAAAAAUGGCGCGAAGAAAGAGAAGGUAUCGGAGCGUGGGUGGGCAAGGAGAGGCGAGAAGGAGGGAAUGGCCGAAGGCGUGAGGGAGGGAGGGGAGGAGGCAGAAGGUAACGAGGCAAUGUGGGCACGGGCGUUGCAGGCAAGUUUCAUUGGCUACCUGGGAAGGUGCGUCGACGCGGGAAAGGAGGGUGGGAAGAAGCGGAGGAGGGUGCGGUGGAGGGAGGGCAAGGUGAGGCACCUGGGCCCCGGGGGCGAUGGGCUGGAGCGUCGUGAUAGUAAAAGCCUGACGAGCGUUGUCGAAGGUCCACUUGGUUUCGCGGGGCCGCUGGUGGUUGAGCAUAUCUGGCAAGGCGAAGGGAACGUGGGGGGUUAG
Molecule: messenger RNA, 1156 nt
Organism: Nannochloropsis gaditana CCMP526
Exons: 5
Coding region: 71-1156 (361 amino acids)
Source: RefSeq, a predicted model, not a curated record